Kickxella alabastrina is the source of this 360-nucleotide messenger RNA. RefSeq lists its product as uncharacterized. NCBI's taxonomy places the organism in Eukaryota, Fungi, Kickxellomycota, Kickxellomycetes, Kickxellales, Kickxellaceae. The coding region runs from base 1 to 360 and encodes 119 amino acids. The transcript has a single exon. The record is from RefSeq and is a predicted model, not a curated record.
AUGUUCAACUACUUUGCCACCGUCGCUGUCUUUGUCCUGAGUGCUGUUUCGACCGUCACUGCCCACGAUGCCACUGCUGCAAAUGGAAACACUGUCCAGAAGCCGCAUAACUUUGCCAGGAGCAACAUCGAGCAUGGCCAUGGUGAUCACCACAUAGCCAAGCGCUGCGGUGGCUGGGGUGUAGGCGGCGGCUGUGGCGGCUGGGGUGGUUUCCCCUUUGCGGCCAACACUGUCAACGCAUUUGACCGCAACGCAUAUGCUGCCAACUGCUGCGACAACACUGUCUUUACCAACAACAAAAACGCAAAUGUAGUCUGCGACAACGUGAAUGUUCUCAAUGCGGCCAACGUUAUCGCUUGA